Messenger RNA from Sphenostylis stenocarpa, 582 nucleotides. The record is from the annotation of a GenBank genome assembly. NCBI's taxonomy places the organism in Eukaryota, Viridiplantae, Streptophyta, Magnoliopsida, Fabales, Fabaceae.
ACUGCUGAAAACACAAAAUCUUACAGGCACGCUCCCACCCGACCUGAUAAGGUUGCCUUACCUUGAAGAAAUUGAUCUCACUCGCAAUUACCUUAACGGUACAAUACCUACUGCAUGGGGCUCCUCCAAACUCCGAACCAUUUCUCUUCUUGGAAAUCGACUCACUGGUCCCAUCCCAAAGGAAAUAGGAAACAUCACAACGCUCGAACAUUUGGUUCUGGAAUUCAAUAACUUCACUGAAAAUCUUCCUCCACACCUUGGAAACCUCUCUCGCAUUCAAAGAUUACAUCUUUCCUCUAACAACUUCAUUGGAGAGCUUCCUGCAACUUUGGCUAAACUUACAACAUUGACAGAACUAGCAAUUCAAGGGAGUGGUUUAAGUGGGCCAAUUCCUUCUCAGAUUUCAUUUCUGGAAAACUUGGAAACUGUAGACCUGAGCUUUAACAAAUUAAGCGGAGAUAUUCCAGAGACAUUUGAAAACCUAUCAAAGCUGACUUACAUAUAUUUCACUGGAAACUCAUUCACUGGACCGGUACCCGCGUGGGUAGCUGCUGAAGUUAAAUCUAAAGAAAUAAAAUCCAU